Morchella sextelata is the source of this 1173-nucleotide messenger RNA. RefSeq lists its product as uncharacterized. The transcript has 5 exons. NCBI's taxonomy places the organism in Eukaryota, Fungi, Ascomycota, Pezizomycetes, Pezizales, Morchellaceae. The record is from RefSeq and is a predicted model, not a curated record. The coding region runs from base 1 to 1173 and encodes 390 amino acids.
AUGGACGACGCAGAAGAAGACGGCUACGGCAGCGAAGCCUGGGGCGAGAUCGACUACAACGACCUCAUCGCCGUCGCCAACGAAGUCGAGAAAAAAGCCACACCCACCAAGCCGCCAGCACCCGCACUCCAAACACCAGCAUCAACUGCACCAGCAGCAGCAUCAGCUCAGCAGCUAUGGUUCACGGACGACGACUUUGACGACUUUGACGACGACGACAUGCUAAGUGCCGCGGUGCCGGGUAUCGCAAUCUCGGACGAGCUGGAGGUCGUGGAUCUGACGGGCUCGGUGGAGACGCUGAGGGCUGAGACACCGCCGCUGCCGGAGCGGCGGGUGGAGACGCUGAGGGCUGAGACACCGCCGCUGCCGGAGCGGCGGGUGGAGGCGCUGAGGGCUGAGACAUCGCCGCUGCCGGAGCGGCGGGUGGAGACGCUGAGGGCUGAGACACCGCCGCUGCCGGAGCGGCGGGUGGAGAGCCCGAGCCCGGCGGCUCGGCCACCAGGUGGUGUGCCGAAUGCCCCACAGACCCCGCAGCAGAAUAGAGCAAAUGUCGUGAAACGCAAGCCCUCAAACCCGCUCCUGGGCAGCGAGAACCGCGCCCGACGCAGAGUCGAGUACUCCGGCACGAUCUUCCCGCGCUUCACCCUCGCCUACGAAGGCGACCUCGCCUCCGCCGUGACCGUCGCCGAGUUCUCGCUGCGCCUUAUGGAGGUGCUCACCAGCGUACUGCGUGAGUUCCUGGUCGCAAACGCCGCCGCAUACCCGCUGAGCUGGCGGCAGAUGAAGGCUGAUGAGAUCAACCGCAUGGUGAGGCACCGCAAGGCCGACGUGCUGUUUAAGGGCUGGGACUUUCUUGCGCUGGCGAACAUCAUCAUGGCGCACAGUCGCUCUUUGCCGGCGUUUGUGAAGAAUCCGGUGGGUGUGGUGGAGCGGCUGAAGGUGCUGAAGACGACGAUGAGGUGGACGUUUGCGCAUUCGUCGUUGCAGGAGGAGGAGAGGAAGCAUCCAAUGGAGAUGAGCCUGUGGGCGAUUAAUACGCUGUUUCUGAUUGAGAACUUGGGCGUCUCGAUGGAGUAUGCGGGGAGGGUUAUUGCGCUGCAUCAGGGACUUUGGUCUCGCGCGAGACAGCCGUCACCGCCGCCAUAUGUGUCGCAGGAUAUACUCCUAGGGUGA